This is a messenger RNA of Terrapene triunguis (Three-toed box turtle), 1678 nucleotides long. Its product is annotated as serine/threonine-protein kinase 17A. Gene Ontology annotation, molecular function: protein serine/threonine kinase activity; ATP binding. The transcript is spliced from 7 exons. Gene Ontology annotation, biological process: intracellular signal transduction; positive regulation of apoptotic process; protein phosphorylation. The coding region runs from base 90 to 1316 and encodes 408 amino acids. Gene Ontology annotation, cellular component: nucleus. The record is from RefSeq and is a predicted model, not a curated record. NCBI's taxonomy places the organism in Eukaryota, Metazoa, Chordata, Testudines, Emydidae.
GCUCGGCUCUCCGGCUCGGGUGCUGCUGGCUCGCGCCUCGACUGUUACCCGCACGGACAAGGGCUGCGCUCGUGCCCCCGCUCCCCGCCAUGAGCCCCGAGGAGAAGCCCCCGCCGGGCCGCUCCCGCGGGAGCCGGGCGCCACCGUCGCAACCACCCUGUGGCCGGGGCCGCCGGCGGGGCGGCUUCCUGAGCGAGAUCCGCACCGCGAUCCGCACCGAGCCCUUCCAGGAGCGCUACAGCCUCAGCCCCGGCAGGGAGCUCGGCAGAGGGAAGUUUGCAGUGGUGAAGAAGUGUGUCAAGAAAGAUACAGAAAAGGAGUUUGCAGCCAAAUUCAUGCGAAAAAGAAGAAAGGGCCAAGACUGUCGAAUGGAAAUAAUCCAUGAGAUAGCUGUCCUUGAGUUGGCACAAUGCAACCUUUGGGUCAUUAAUUUACAUGAAGUUUAUGAGACUGCAACAGAGAUCAUCUUAGUUCUGGAAUAUGCUGCUGGAGGUGAAAUCUUUGACCAGUGUGUGGCUGAAAGGGAAGAAGCCUUCAAAGAAAAAGAUGUUAAGCGGCUUAUGAGGCAGAUUUUAGAAGGAGUUUCGUUUUUACACAGAAGUAAUGUGGUACAUCUUGACUUAAAGCCCCAGAAUAUUCUGCUAACUAGUGAAUCUCCUUUGGGAGACAUUAAGAUAGUUGAUUUUGGCCUUUCCAGAAUACUGAAAAGCAGUGAAGAGCUAAGAGAAAUUAUGGGAACUCCUGAAUAUGUGGCGCCUGAAAUUCUGAGUUAUGACCCAAUCAGUACAGCAACAGACAUGUGGAGCAUUGGAGUACUAGCAUAUGUCAUGCUAACAGGGAUAUCGCCUUUCUUGGGAGAUGAUAAACAAGAAACAUUCUUAAAUAUAGCACAAAUGAACAUAAAUUAUUCCGAGGAAGAUUUUGACCUUAUAUCAGAGUCUGCUGUGGAUUUCAUCAAAACCCUUUUGGUUAAGAAACCUGAGGAACGGGCAACAGCUGAAGAAUGUCUGCAACACCCAUGGCUAGCACAAAGUGAUAUUCCAGACCCUGUGUGUAGCAUUAAGAGUACAGCAGAUGAGGUAAAUACUGUCAUCCAAAAAGAUGGAGAUUCUGCCUCUGAAAAUUCUACGGAUGCUGAGAAAACUGAAGGAGAGGAAUCAAUAGUGACAGAGGAACUAAUUGUAGUGGCUUCGUAUACGCUGGGACAAUGUAGGCAGUCAGAAAAAGAAAAAAUAACUGAGCAGAAAGCCAUUUCCAAACGAUUUAAAUUUGAAGAACCAUUGCUGCAAGAAAUACCAGGAGAAUUCAUUUACUGAACUGUAUGGGACUUUGUAGCUGUAACUUAAAGGGAAUCAUUCCUACAAAAAAAAAAGUUCAUGUCCAAGUGAAUCUCGCCUUGAUGUGCAACAAACUUUCUAGGUAAAAAGGAAAACGUUGAUAAAAGGCAGCUAAGAAAACUAUGCCAAGCUUUUAACUUCAUAGGAUGCUUAAACAAGAUUUCCAAGAUGGCUGACAGGAGUGCAACAGCAAUAAUGGCUUACUUUCUGUUAGGGAAGGUGGGGAGUUUAUACUGUUCUUGAUAUUUGAUUCAUUCAAACGUUGUCUUCAGAUAGUAGGGAAUACUUACUAGCUGUUCAUGUUCUGGAGAAGCUGAUGGUAUGAGGAGUUUCAUCAAUGA